AUGCAGCCUGUGGUGGGGCCCUCCAACCCGUCUAGCACCCAACCGCCAAAGUCGCCCUCGGCGCCAGGAAAUCCACACAUUACCCGAAAACGUGUGAUUUAUAGCUGUCAAACAUGUCGUCGGCGCAAAGUCAAAUGCGACAAGACACUCCCAGUAUGCGGAAACUGCGCGAAAAAUGGUACCGAAUGCGCCUACGAUCCGGAAAUCCAGAAAGAUGGGAUGCGGCCCAAACGUACUCGCCGAAUGAGAGCCAAACGGCAGAGAGAUAUUCCACAGUCGGAGGAAAAUACAGAUGAACCCCUGCCGAUCUAUGACCGAGCGAGGCAGGGAUCAUUAUUAAAAGGCCAAAAAACAGAUUUAAGCGCAGUUGAAGCCCAUUUGGCUCAACUAGUAUCGCUCGUUGAGCGACUACGGAAGGAUAACCAGGCGAAUGAAUCGACAGAGAUGCAAGCGGCUGCAUUAAAUACUGGCGUCCAAACGGCGCCGAUGGAGGACGGCGGUUUGGGGAGCAAAUCGAUCGUCGCGCAACCGCCCAGUCCAUUCAGCGCUGCUGCUGACUGUAGCAGCGAUGACUUCCCCAUCCCAAAUGGCCAGACUACGGAUCUGGUUGAUCCACUGGGAACUUCAAACUUGGGCCACAUGUCUUUGGGGGAUGGCGGGAGGUCAAGAUAUGUCGGGACGACGUAUUGGGCUUAUAUUUCCCAUGAAAUGGAGGAGCUCAAUCAAUUGCUCGGAAACCAGAAUCAGCCGCAUGAUAUAGCAACCUGUAGUAAUACCCCAACCGAUUCCGUUUCUAGCAAGCAAAGACAGCGGAAAGGAUCGAUGAGCAGCCGAACUACGAGCCGAACCACGCGCUCUCCCUUUCCUGUCGGCUUCUCAGAACCCAUUCAGAAAGCCGUUUGCAUCCCAUCGGCCUAUUUAUCACCAAAUGAUAAAUCGGUCGAGCCAUAUAUGCUUGAGCAUGUUCCGACAAAAUGGCAGAGUGAUAUCCUCUACAAGGGAUUCAUGUCUGGUGUCCACUCACUGAGCCCUAUUGUUCACCCUCCAACGAUCCUAAGACGUUACAAAGCCUUUUGGGACUGGUACGACGGCAAAAGCUAUACGGGGGAGCCAUGCCCUAGUUCUUCUUUUAUUCCACUCCUAUACGCGAUAUGGUUUGGAGGCUCAGUCACAAUUUCUAUGAGAACGAUGGAGACGGAGUUCAAUACUUCGUCACGCGCUGUCCUCUCGACAAAGUAUAGCGAGGAGGUCACCUGUUGGUUGGCCAAGAUCUCGUUUCCCCACAGCGUUACACUUCAUGGUCUGGCGGCCUAUCUUGUUGCGCAGACAAUUUUGUCAAGAGAGGAAGAACCUUUGGCAAGUAGUUUGUUUGUUAGCUUAGCAGUGAGAGUGGCACAGACCUUGGGAUUACAUCGGGAUCCCGCCCAUUUUAAUAUCGACCCAUGGGAGGCAGAGUUCCGACGCCGAGUGUGGUGGCAUAUCAUGCAUAUGGAUGCCGUUAUUGCGAUGUCGAGUGGGCUUCCGCCAUUGCUUACUGAUACGACUUACUGGGACGUUCGCGAGACCAGCGAGGUCAAGGAUACCUUAUUAGGUACUGCCGAAGCCAAAAGAUAUGAACAACAGGUUGCCGACGGCCAACGGCCACCUGAUAACCCAGACAAUCCGACUGUCUGUGGUGGGCCGUCGAUGGUGAAUGUGUAUUAUCUGAACGCAAAGGCAAAAUGCAUAAUGGCCCAGUCUGUUCGUAAAGUACUAAAGAUUCAGCUGGGUACGAAGCCUCUAACAAGAGGGGAUAUGCUGGAGCUCCGCUCUGUCCUUCACGAUCUUCAAGUCAAACUCAACUCCAUCAUAAACCGAAUUCCAGAGACAACGGCAACCGAAAGAACAAUAGUAUCUCCAAAACGAGUUUCUCAUUCUACCGAGGCGGAACUUCCUAUUGAAGGUCCAUCUGGCUGCCCGGAGCAAUAUCAUUCAGCAGUCCUCGUCGCAUUUCAUAAAUGGACCAAGAUCAUUUUGUCAUUGUUCAUUGAUAAGGUCGGUAUUUUAAUGCAAAAAUUCCGUGCGGCGCUAACAUGGGAUGUAGGCAUUUUGUGUUGCGUAUCAACCAUUCCUCAGGAAUCCUCGAAGUCGAAUCUGGCCAGUAGCACGACAAAGGUAAGUGUCGCGACUCAUUGGGCUACUGGAUCUAAUUCAAGUAGUGCGCUACGCCAUUGCUACGCAUUCAUGGAGAAGUUUAUUCGACUGGCAACGGAUCCUGACUUUCAGCCGUUCCAGUGGGGCUGGCCUGGGAUUAUUCUUAUCGACUUGUACGAACGACCAUAUAGCCCCGAAGCCUCCGUGUCACGCGGAUUUGUCGAUCAAAUUAUGUCGCUCUGUGGACCAGACGGAGGUGUCGUAAGUGGUGGAGAUGACAUCUUCACACAACGCCCGUUGAGGAAUGGAGGCCGCGAGGCCUGGGGCAUGAUCCGUCGUCUGCGCCAACAGGCCUGGCAGAAAGCCGGUCUGAACCCAGAAUUGCCCUGGACGGGGCAAGAUCGGUCAACCAAUUUCGCAAACGCACCUUACUUCAAAUCAAUGUCAUCCGCAAAUAUCCCCCUAUCGUCAGGCGACAGAGCAUUUGCUCCCGACUCAGCCUUUGGUCGUUCCUCCGCCGCUACUAUGUCGAGUCAACAAUCCCUCGUUAACUCUCCUAUGGUGAACUUCUUGGACACCGCCGGACCGAACGCAAUGCCUGCUUCUGAGCCUGCCCCCUUCAUGAUCGAUCCAGGGCUCAAUUUCGACUGGGGUGAAUGGGAUAAUAUCUUUGGGCAAUCUUUACCCGUCGCGGAUGAGCUUAUGGAACUCGAUCAAGUCACGGGGCUUGCAUUUGCGGACUUGGAAAAUAGUGCCCCGUCCGAGCAUAAGACGGAGACAAUAUAA
This is a messenger RNA of Penicillium psychrosexuale, 2919 nucleotides long. Its product is annotated as transcriptional regulator family TF. Gene Ontology annotation, biological process: DNA-templated transcription; regulation of DNA-templated transcription. The record is from RefSeq and is a predicted model, not a curated record. The transcript has 5 exons. Gene Ontology annotation, molecular function: zinc ion binding; DNA-binding transcription factor activity, RNA polymerase II-specific; DNA binding. The coding region runs from base 1 to 2919 and encodes 972 amino acids. NCBI's taxonomy places the organism in Eukaryota, Fungi, Ascomycota, Eurotiomycetes, Eurotiales, Aspergillaceae.